CCUGAGGAACACCUGAGUGCUGAGCUAGCAGGUGAGAGACGCCUCCAGUCUUCUGUCUCCAGCACUUCAGACAGACACUUCAGCAGUGCCUACAGCAUGCAACAGUGUGUUGAACUUUUAGGAAUAUAAAAAUUAAUCUAUUUUAACUGCAGCCUGCUGGACUCAAGACCCAGGACCAGAUAGUCCAGAUUGAUUGGAUCUGCUGACUGAUGCCACAGAGCCGGGAUGGAGAUUGAGUCUAUGGUAGCGAACACUGCGCUGAUCAGAGCCAGAGAAGGCUGUGGAGGGAAAGGUAAAGGAAGAAGCCGGAGAUGGAGAGAACUUCUGCGCUUUCCCCACAUAAACCAGUGUACAGAGCUGGAGAAAAGCAUGGAACGGGAAUACUACAGCCUGUGUGUGGAUCAGCCUAUUGGGAAGGCCUUGUUCCACCUCUACUGCGACACACGACCAGAACUCAAGCGCUGUGUUAGCUUCCUGGAGGCAAUGGAAGCUCAUGAACUGACACAAGAUGAGAAUCAGAAGAGCGGUGGAAAUGAGAUUAUUGAGAAAUACCUCAACCCAAAGUCUCCCCACUUCGUGCAGGAGAUCCAGGAGAGCCAGCAGCAGCUGUACAUCCAGAACCUCCAGAGGAACGUCUGCGACGGAAACUUCAGCUACUUCAAAAAAUCAGUCCAUGACUUUCUGAGUGGAGCUCCUUUUAAAGAUUAUCAGAAAAGCAUGUAUUUUGAUCGUUUCCUGCAGUGGAAGACGAUCGAAAGAAAGCCCGUGACAAGAGACAUGUUUCGAGAAUACCGUAUUUUGGGAAAGGGAGGGUUUGGAGAGGUAUCUGCAUGUCAGUCUCGAGCCUCUGGGAAAAUGUACGCCUGUAAAAAACUGGAGAAGAAACGCGUGAAGAAGCGUAAAGGAGAAGCGCUGGCCCUGAACGAGAAACAGAUCCUGGAGAAGGUCAACAGCAGAUUUGUGGUCAGUUUAGCGUACGCCUACGAGACUAAAGAUGCCCUGUGUCUGGUCCUGACGCUGAUGAACGGUGGAGAUCUGAAGUUUCAUAUUUAUAACAUGGGCAGCCAGGGAUUCAUCAAAUCCAGGGUCCAGUUCUACUCUGCUGAGAUCCUCUGCGGCCUGGACCACCUGCACCAGAACUGCAUCGCUUACAGGGACUUAAAGCCAGAAAACAUUCUUUUGGAUGAUAAUGGGCACAUACGGCUCUCUGAUCUGGGGCUUGCAGUCGACCUGCAGGAGGGACAACUUGUUCGGGGAAAAGUUGGAACAGCGGGAUACAUGGCUCCUGAAGUAAUAAAAAACGAGUACUACAGUUACAGUCCGGACUGGUGGGGACUCGGGUGUAUCAUCUACGAGAUGACCUCCGGUAAUCCGCCGUUCCGUGAUCGUACUGAGCGCGUGCACAGGAAGGAGCUGGAGCUGAGAGUUCUGGAGAUGGAGGUUCGAUUUAAUGAAAAGUUCGACAAAAACACUAAAUCCAUCUGCCAGGCGCUCUUUACGAAGAAUCCGAAGGAGAGGCUGGGCUGUAAGCUGGAUGGAGCAGCAGCUGUUAGAGCUCAUCCGUUCUUUAAGGACAUUAACUUCAGGAGACUGGAGGCGGGAAUGGUGGCGCCCUCCUUCGUUCCAGAUCCGAGAGCCGUGUACUGCCAGGAUGUUCUGGAUAUUGAUCAGUUCUCCACGGUUAAAGGAGUAAACCUGGAGGAAGUAGAUGUGGACUUCUACGCCAAGUUUAACACAGGGAGCAUGGCCAUCCCAUGGCAGAAUGAGAUGAUCGAGAGCGAGUGCUUUAAAGAGCUGAAUGUAUUCGGACCCAGAGGAUCGAGAACACCCGACCUGGACCGGACUAUUCAAAUCCGACAAAGCCCUGAACUCCGUCCAAAGAGCCAACAACCUCCGGAGUCUCGCCACAGAUUCAUCAAUAAACUCUUUAAAAGACAGCCGCGUGACGAGGCUAUAGAUCGGAGGAGAAAUGCAAUAAAAGAGCACACAGAAGACCCUCGAGCCAGACUGAUAGACUCAGACUAUUCCAGCUUAUAAAUACUUCCCAUUGUAAUGCUGAAGAGUGUGAACUUUAAUUUUAUACUGAAUUAAAAGAAGCUGAAUUCUCCUGCAGGUGUGAACAAAUGCAGACUGUGCCGCGCUGUGCAGGAACAUGACGCAACUUGAAAUAUCUUGUGUAAAUAUGUGACUGAAAGUGAUCUGUGAAACAGUUUUUGUAUAUUUUGUGCUUUACUCUAUUAAACAUUACAGUACUUACGUUACCAAA
This is a messenger RNA of Astyanax mexicanus (Mexican tetra), 2266 nucleotides long. It is a transcript of the gene grk5, whose product is annotated as G protein-coupled receptor kinase 5. Gene Ontology annotation, biological process: signal transduction; protein phosphorylation; regulation of signal transduction. Gene Ontology annotation, molecular function: G protein-coupled receptor kinase activity; ATP binding. The transcript is spliced from 16 exons. Bases 226 to 2037 code for a protein of 603 amino acids. Gene Ontology annotation, cellular component: cytoplasm. Lineage: Eukaryota; Metazoa; Chordata; Actinopteri; Characiformes; Acestrorhamphidae. The record is from RefSeq and is a predicted model, not a curated record.